GGUCGGUCGGUCGGUGCUGGUGUCGGUGUGUCUGUCGCAGUUGCUCCUCGGUCGCUCCUCGGUAUCAUGGCGCCGCCGUGGACCCGGUGCUGAGCCUGGAGUCGCUGACUGUCACUGAAGGACUGAACAACAGGGAUGUCCUGAGGAGCGGGAAGAUGGAGGACAAAGCGCUGGAAGUGUACGACGUGAUCCGAUCGAUCCGGGACCCGGAGAAGCCGAACACCCUGGAGGAGCUGGACGUGGUGACGGAGAAAUGUGUGGAGGUCCAAGAGCUCUGCGAGGACGAGUACCUCAUCAUCAUCAAGUUCUCCCCGACCGUCCCUCACUGCUCACUGGCUACACUGAUCGGUCUGUGCUUACAAGUGAAGCUGCAGCGAUGUUUGCCAUUUAAACACAAGUUGGAAAUUUACAUUUCAGAGGGAACCCAUUCCACGGAGGAAGAUAUUAACAAGCAGAUCAAUGAUAAGGAGCGAGUGGCGGCCGCCAUGGAGAAUCCAAACCUGAGGGAGAUCGUGGAGCAGUGCGUCACCGAACCCGAUGACUGACACAGGAAGCUGCAACCGCCGUGGAGCCGCAGUGUGUGUGUGUGUGUGUGUGUGUGUGUGUGUGUGUGUGAGAGAGAGAGAGAGAGAGAAGAGAGUGUGUGUCUCUACAGUGCCUCAGGAUAUUAUUCAGAGCGUCUGUCUUAAGGCAGAGGCUUGUGUCGGCUCGGGGGUGUUCGCAGGUGUUUGGAGGAUUUUCUAGAGAGCCUCCAGUGAGGAGCUUGAAUGCUGGGAGGUAAAUAAGAACCAGGAUGGACGCUGGAUUAAAGCCACAGACGUGUGUGUGUGUUGACUUUGUGAUGGUUCCCUGCUGGACGCAGGCGAGGAAGACGAGGGCCAGCGUUUUCAUCCUUUCCUGUGUGGACUGUUUUUAAAAGUCUGUCCUUUUGUUAAUGCACUUAUCCAUCAAAUCGCUCAUAUUAUAAGUGAAAAUAUGAAUAUUUUACACGUGAUUGUUUUAAAAAGAAACCGAUAUUAAAAGCUACAGAACCAGA
Dicentrarchus labrax (European seabass) is the source of this 1036-nucleotide messenger RNA. It is a transcript of the gene ciao2a, whose product is annotated as cytosolic iron-sulfur assembly component 2A. The record is from RefSeq and is a predicted model, not a curated record. The transcript is spliced from 5 exons. The coding region runs from base 156 to 545 and encodes 129 amino acids. Lineage: Eukaryota; Metazoa; Chordata; Actinopteri; Moronidae.